Messenger RNA from Nerophis lumbriciformis (worm pipefish), 4098 nucleotides. Lineage: Eukaryota; Metazoa; Chordata; Actinopteri; Syngnathiformes; Syngnathidae. The record is from RefSeq and is a predicted model, not a curated record.
AUGGGGAAGGACCAGGAGCUGCUCCAGGCCGUCAAGACCGAGGACUUGCUGACAGUUCAGCGGCUCCUGCAGAGACCUCGGCCCGGGAAAGCCAAGCUCCUUGGAGCAGCCAAGCGGGUGAACGUCAACAUCCAGGAUGCAGAUGGGUUGUCGCCUCUGCAUCACGCCGCUCUGAGUGGCAACAAGGAGAUGAUCGCGUUGCUGCUGGAGGCUCAGGCAGCAGUGGACAUUAAAGACAAUAAAGGCAUGCGCCCUCUGCAUUACGCCGCCUGGCAGGGCAAGACGGAACCAUUAAAAAUGCUGCUGAAGGCGGGCUCGUCUGUCAACGGACAGUCGGACGAAGGACAGAUCCCGCUCCACCUGUCUGCUCAGCAUGGACACUACGACGGGUCUGAAAUGUUGCUGCAACACCAGUCCAACACAUGUAUCUCAGACAUGGCGGGAAAGACGCCGCUGGACCUCGCUUGUGAAUUUGGACGUGUCGCGGUGGUUCAGCUCCUCCUCAGCAGCAACAUGUGCGCCGCCAUGCUGGAGCCCAAACCCUCCGACCCCAAUGGGGUCUCGCCCCUCCAUCUGGCUGCCAAGAACGGACACAUGGACGUAAUAAGGUUGCUGAUUCAGGCUGGCAUUGACAUCAACAGGCAGUCCGAGUCUGGUACAGCUCUACAUCAGGCCGCCCUCUGUGGGAAAACGGAGGUAGUGCGACUCCUGCUUGAAAGUGGCAUAAGUGCUGGAGUGAGGAACACGCUGAGUCAGACAGCACUGGACAUCGUGAACCAGUUCACCACCACGCAGGCUAGCCGUGAGAUCAAACAACUCCUCAGAGACGCGUCAGCCGCCAUGCAGGUGCGAGCGCUGAAGGAUUACUGCAACAACUACGACCUCACCAGCCUCAACAUCAAAGCUGGAGACAUUAUCACGGUUUUAGAGCAGCACUCCGACGGUCGGUGGAAAGGUUGCAUUCACGAUAACCGCACAGGAAAUGACCGCGUGGGCUACUUCCCGUCCAACAUGGUGGAAGUCAUCAAGAGGGCAGGUCUGUCCCCCUCCCAACAGUGCCACACGCUUCUACUGCGCAGGCCCAACCCCUGUCCCGUUGGCUCGCUCAACGGACACUCGUACCCCCCCACCAAGGUUCUCCCCCUGCACCUGCCCUCCCCUCCUACCCCUCACUCAAACGCACAAUCCCUCCCUCGCUUCUCCUCGUUCGGGUACGUGCCUUUUCCCAUCUCUCCACCUUCUCUCUCCACUCCUCCUCCGCCUCCUCUUUCUACUCCUCCUCCUCUCUCCACUUCUCAGGAGCAGCAAAGUCAGACAGGUUCGCGGACCACCGAGUUGAGUCCUCAGGGCUCUCCUACUUUGGGCCAGCAGAGCAGCACCAGCGAGGACAUCUGGGUACUCCGCAAACCGCUUGCAGGGGGCGAACGCAGUGGCAGCGUGGGCAGCCUCGGAAGCGCCCGGUCAUCAAGCAGCCUUCAAGGCUCGGGCAACACGCACGUAUUGACCACACCCGCGCCCAGUCCUCAUCCAGCACCGACGCCGGGAGUCAACACGCACGGCCUUAACGCUCCGGGUCUAAAUGCACAAGCGGAGGGCGUUAAGCUCCUGGCAACCGUCCUUUCCCAGUCAGUAAAAGCCAAGGAGCAUCUAUUGGAGCAGUCGCAGUCCAUUGAGCAAUCAGCAGGUUCUUCCACCUCCAUGGCUCACGAGCAGCGGCCGUUCGAGCGCAAGACGGAGGAGGACGAUGGGAGAAAGCAGGCAGUAGUGGCGUGGCUGGGUGAAUUUCAGCUGCAGUUCUACACCACCCACUUCCUCACAGCGGGAUACGAUCUAGACACCGUUAGCCGCAUGACCCCCGAGGACAUGACGGCGAUCGGGGUCAUGAAGCCUGGACAUCGGAAGAAGUUAAUGUCAGAGAUCAGCAAGCUGCCCUCCACCGAUUGGCUACCAGACCGCAAGCCCGCCAAUCUGGCAGACUUCCUUUCUCACUUGGGACUCAGUCAGUACUACCAGGUCCUGGUGCAGAACGGUUACGAAAACAUCGACUUCAUCUCUGACAUCAGUCUGGAGGAUCUUCAAGAGAUUGGUAUUUCCAAACUUGGCCAUCAGAAGAAGCUGAUGUUAGGAGUAAGGAGACUGAAAGAAUUACAGAGAGGAGGAGUUGGUACGGAAGUUCAAGAGAGUACUGCUACACCUCCAUCAAGCCCCAGCGGCAGCGUCUCGGAGCCCCGCGCAGAGGCGAGGAAACAGCGGGAGGGUGGUCCCAGCCCGUUGGCGAAACCACGCCCGAGUGUCUCUCAUUCCCCAAAUACCCCGCACACGCCAGCACAAACCCCGCCACAAACCCCCACGCAUACUCGAAACCAGCAGGCCUCUCCCAGGGCUCGGCCGCGACCUUCCACCCAGCAGGCGACCAAGGCGGAUUCGCCCGUACCGACGCUGCGGCUGCCGAGCGAAGAGGAGGAGCGACGGAGAACUAACAGUCUGAUCGGCCCCGAAACAGACUCGCGUUACGCCACCGUGUGCCGUAGCAGCUCCGAGCGCACCCCAGUCGUCGCCAACGAUGUGACCGUCAACCGCAGCCAGUCGUCGGUCACGCUCCGUCCUCGCCGGAAGGGUCGGCCCCCGACGCCUCCGAAACGGUCCUGUUUGUCCAUCACCGGGGGCGACGGAGAGGGAGAAGCACAAGUGGAGGGGCUCCUCGGACUGCCCACGUUUCGAGAGAGGCGAGCCAGCGACUGCGGCCGCCUGGGGUCAGCUUUAAGGGCUCAGGAGUCAGCGGGCCUGGAGAGAUCAGAGGGGGCUUCUGGGAGCGUACGCAGUCUCGCAGCUAUGCUUGAGACGUCCAUUGUGAGUGGAGCCAAAACCCUACCAAGAAAUCUGGGAAGCAGCGCCAACAACCUGCAGGUCAGCCCUCCCACACUCCGACGCCAGGCCGGCUCAGGCGGUCUCGGAUCGGAGGAUGACGACGUCCUGAAUCGACGCAGGACCGUCAGCGGACCCGAGGAGGCUCCUCGGCAACGUCCAGAACCACGACCCCGAUCUACCGUCGUCUCCUCUGCCACGGAGAUCUCAGAUGGCUCGGCGACACUCCGAAGGAAACCUCGCCCUCCUUCGACUGACCCCGAAGCGCCCGCGACUCCCACGGUCGUCACCAUGACGACCGGCUCUGACACCUUACGUCGGAGGCAGCGCGUAGCCGAGCCAUCGGAAGGCGUUGUCCAGACAAGAAAUAAACAAACAGACUCUUCCAAAAGUCCGGGUGAAGGCAGCCGGCAGCAGAACGGCGGCGUGGUGCUGAGGCGGAGACCUGUAUCGGAGGCAUCUGAGAGGUCAGAGAAGACUCAAGAGAGCUGUGAGUGGAUGGAGGCCAGGAAGAGUCUGAAACCACCGGUCUCACCCAAACCUUCCUCGGUGGCGCUGAGGAAAACGACAGCUGAUCCUCCGACCCCGACACGACGGGUCCCCAUUCCUGGUCCUGAUAGUGCUGACGUGGCACAGAGUCCUGAAUCAAAGCGUGUUCCUCCUCCUGUAUCGCCUAAACCUCGCGGUCCACCAACAGCGCCCAAACCAGCCAAAGCUGCAGUCGCCUCUUCUGCUGUCAGCCCAGCAGCCACUAGUCCCGCGGCUCCAAAGCCCUCCCCGCUGCCCUCUGCCGCCCCUCUUCCCGCUCCCGACACCCCUUCCGGCCCUUCCCUCUCACCGGGACUCCCGCUUACGUCGCCUUCGCCUGCCCAGAGCCCAUCUACGCCGUCUCCUCACCCCGUCAAACCACCGCGCUCAUCCAUCGCCGGCCUCUCCAUCGACCUGGUAGGAUUGCAGGAGGAGGAGGAGAAGAGGAAGGAGAGAGAGCAGAAGAAGCAAGCGGAGGAAGAGGAGAGGACGUCGACAAAGGGGGAAGGAGGCGCAGAAGAAGAAGGGGCGCAGAAUCGUCUGGAGGAGACCAGCGCCUCUUUAGCUGCAGCUUUACAGGCUGUGGAACACAAAAUGCAAGGGGAUGAAGAACAAAAUGACAAGAAGACAACCGUCUCCAUACUGGACGACAUCGGCAGCAUGUUUGACGACUUGGCCGACCAGCUGGACGCCAUGCUUGACUGA